Sordaria macrospora k-hell is the source of this 1404-nucleotide messenger RNA. The record is from RefSeq and is a predicted model, not a curated record. NCBI's taxonomy places the organism in Eukaryota, Fungi, Ascomycota, Sordariomycetes, Sordariales, Sordariaceae.
AUGAAUUUCUAUCUAUGCCUUAUUAAUUCAGGCAUAAUUUUAUUGUCGUUUAUUUUUGUAUCAGGUAUUAAAAAUAAAACGGGAUUUUGUAAUUAUUCUAGUAAAGCUAUGCAGCAGAGGCUAAGGCGAAGCCUCAGCCUCAGCCUCAGCCUAACACAAGAUGAAAAUCUUAAUAAAGUAAAUAUAAAUGAUGAAUUUUUACACUGAUUUAGUGGAUUUACUGAUGCUGAAGGUAGUUUUCUAAUUACUAUAGAUCGUAAUUAUGUUAAAUUAAGAUUUAAAAUUAGUUUACAUAUUGAUGAUUUAAAAGUUCUUCAAAUUAUUCAAUCAAAUCUAAAUAUAGGUAGAAUAACAGAAGAAAAAAAUAGAAACCGUUGUUCUUUUAUUGUAGAAGAUGUUUCAGGUAUAAAUACAAUAUGUUCUAUUUUUAAUGAUUAUCCUUUACACACUAGUAAAAAACUAGAUUUUAAAGAUUUUUAUGAAGCUUUGCUUAUUAGAAAUAAAAAUAAAAAUUUAUCCGACACUCAUAUAGAAAGAAUAUUAUCUUUAAAAAAUAAUAUGAAUUCUAAAAGAGAAAUAUUUACAUAUGAAACAACAAAAUCUCAAAUUAUAAUAAACCCUAAUUGAUUUAUAGGUUUUAUUGAAGGUGAAGGUACUUUUGGUAUUAAGACUGGGUCUUCAUUGUAUUUACAAGUGGCUCAAAAAAAUACGAGUCAGGAAUGUUUAAAUGCAAUAACUAAUUAUUUAAUUAGUUUAUCCAAUAAGAGCCGCCAGGCGUCUUUUCACACUCAAAAUAAUAAAAUAUUACCUGUAAAUGUUACAAGUAUAACUAACGCUAGAACCAAUGUUGUAUCAUUGGUUGUAGCUAAUGCAGAUGCUUUAUAUUAUUACAUUUUACCUUUAUUGGAUGAAUCUAAAUUUUAUAGCCGUAAAGUCAUAGAUUUUAAAUUAUGAAGAAUGGCUUUAAUCUUAAAAAUUAAUGGAUAUUAUUAUACACUUGAAGGUAAAAAUUUAUUUUUAGAUAUUUCAGAAAUUCUUAAUAAAAGAUAUAGUACAACUAUAUCAAUUGAGAAUGUUGAUGAAAUAAUUAAGGAUAUUAGUAAAAAAUUUGAGGAUAUUAUAAAAAAAGAUCCUCCUUUUGAUAUAAAGUUAGAUUUGCCGCACACUGAAAAUGUACGUAAGUUUAGUAUAGCUAAUAGAUCUGAAAACCCUAAAAUUGUUUAUAUUUAUACAAAUGAGGGUAUGAUCGAAGGAUCUCCUUUUAUUUCAUUUAGUGCGGCUCAUAAGGCAUUAGGCUUAAACCCUAGUAGUAAUACAUGUAAUCGUUAUAUUGAUACAAAUAGAUUAUAUAAAAAUAAAUAUAUUUUCACAUCUAAACCUAUAGAUAGAGCGUCUAAGGGUUAG